AUGGCGGGAGCAGGGCUUCUGAUGAGGACGGGAAAACCGCAGUCAAAGUUGGUGCGUUAUCUUGGACUCCCGCGGGAUGCAGCCCCGCGGCUAUUUUACUCAAAUAUUGACCCAAUUGCAGCUGUCCGUGUCCGGCCGCCGCUGAAGCCCACGGAUCCCGGGUAUGAAUUGAUUCCGCAACGAUUCCAGCGUUCCAUGGUCCAUGUCACCUCGCCGACCAGCUUAGCCGUUGAUGUGCCCCAAGGUCGCAAACUGUUUGUUUUUGAUCGCGUCUUCGCCGAAACCGUCGAUCAAGCGGGCAUCUGGGACUAUCUCAGCGAUAGCGUCGGUUCUUUCCUGCAAGGCUACAAUGUCUCUAUUCUGGCCUAUGGCCAGUCGGGCGCCGGUAAAUCCUACACAAUGGGAACCGCUGGCCCAAAUGAGCAAGACGUAGAGUCUUCGGGUAUCAUUCCGCGCGCGGCUCAACUUCUGUUUGAGAAACUGGAAGGUCCCAAGCAUUCUCGCACUAGCUCCACCGGGCUCCGCACACCGUCGCGUUACUCUAUCAGCUCUACAUCGAGCUUCGGAAAAUCUACCGUCGACAAAAACUGGCAGUUGAAAGCCACCUAUGUUGAGAUUUACAAUGAACAAUUGAGGGAUUUGCUCCUCCCCGACUCCGUGUCCGCCGCAGACCGCAGUACCGUUACUAUCCGCGAAGAUACCAAAGGCCGCAUAAUUCUGACCGGUCUGCAUCAAGUCAACAUUAACUCGUUCGAGGACCUUAUUGGCGCGCUUAACUUCGGGUCAUCUAUUCGGCAAACUGAUUCCACUGCCAUCAAUGCCAAAUCGUCGCGAUCUCACGCUGUAUUCAGCUUAAACCUUGUUCAACGAAAGUCCGCCAAUGGUGUAACAACACCGAGAGAGAAGCGCAUGUCGAUGCCCACCGACCUCUCCGGAGGCGACCAGUCCAUCACCGUCGACAGCAAGCUUCACUUUGUCGAUUUGGCGGGAAGUGAACGGUUGAAAAAUACCGGCGCCUCUGGUGAGCGCGCCCGCGAAGGUAUUUCGAUUAAUGCUGGUCUCGCCGCGCUUGGAAAGGUCAUCUCGCAGUUGUCCUCCCGUCAGGCCGGAUCUCACGUUUCCUACCGUGACUCCAAGCUUACCCGGCUACUUCAGGACUCACUGGGUGGAAACGCUUAUACGUACAUGAUUGCCUGCGUCACCCCAGCAGAGUUCCACCUCAGUGAAACUCUGAACACAGUUCAGUAUGCGCAGAGAGCGAGAGCAAUUCAAAGUAAGCCUCGUAUCCAGCAGGUUGCCGACGAAAGCGACAAGCAUGCUGUGAUUGAAAGGCUUAAAGCCGAGGUCGCUUUCCUGCGGCAACAAUUACGCAAUGCAGAAGAUAGUGAUCGACGGACAGUGGCUCCCCAGGAACGCACAGAACGUCAGAACGAGCGAGAGAUUGAACUCCAGAACCAGCUACUUGAUGUCCAAGAGGGCUACAACGCACUGAGCCAGCGGCAUGCGAAGCUAAUAUCCGAACUUGCACGGGAUUCAAGGCCUGCAGAUGCAGAGAGUGAGUCUAUUGUGGGCGACUCUGUCGAGAGACUCAAGCGGUCACACUCAUUUGCGGAAUCGGUCGAGCAGGUCGUGCUUGAAUACGAAAAGACGAUCCAGAGUCUCGAAUCUUCGCUUUCAAGCACCCGAGCUUCUCUGGCCAGCACCGAAAGUACCCUCCUCGAACGCGAGACCAAAUGCACUUACGUAGAGACCGUCAAUGCGCAGCUUCAGGCCCGCAUCCAAAAGCUCAUGGACCGGGAGGCGAGCACGGAGACUUAUCUUCAUGAGCUAGAGUCCAAGAUAGAUGGUCAAGCCUCUGGGGAAGAGCAACACGCGGCAAUGGUGUCAGAGCUCCGUAAAGAGCUCGCCCGAGCUCGGGAGAACGAGGCUAGCUGUGAAGAAUAUAUUUCCACACUAGAAGAGCGCCUAGCCGAGGCCGACCAGGAUAUGGAACUCAUGCAACGCGAGAUAGAUCGGCUGGAGCAUGUUGUGGACCGCCAGCGGAGCCUCGGAAAACUGGAUAAUCUCCUCUACGAGCUCGACCACAUUCAGCAAAAUGGCAAGAAAGACGACCAAACCCCUGAACAGCCUGAGAGGACGUCCACUCCUCCAGGAGCAUACCAACCUCGAAAGCGCGGAUUGUCUCUUGACGUGCUCACCGAAGCCGCCGAAACCGCUAUUCCUGAUUCUGACGAGGGUCUGUCUGAUCCGAUUCCUGAAGAGGACGAGGACCAGGCUACACCCAGCAAGCCCGUGUCAAAACAAGGUGAUUCUGGCCUAAAAAUACUCGAAAGUGCUACUAGCCGCCUUAAGUCAGUUCACGAUGCAGAGCCUCUGAGCCCCACCCAGAUGCGGGUCGUCUCUGAUAAAUUGGAAACCGUGACUCAGGAGCUUUUCGAUUUGCGCAUGCAGCAUGAGAACACACUCAAUGACUACGAGGCCCUCGAGGCCAAGUACGAGGAAGCCAUGAGAGUCAUGGCGGAGCUUCGCCAGGACGCAGCGGACGAGGCCCGCCACUCUGCCUCCCCCCAAAACCUUACCGCUUCUCGCCCGAUCUCUUUUUUAGAGGAUCCCAAGGCCCCCGCGUCGAAGACUGGAACACAACAUUCCUUCUCGCAAUCACUCUCAUCGGAGUUAUCCUUGGCCGGGGAGCCUGCGACUUCGCGAGAUUCAUAUAAUGUCAACACUCCUCAGACUACCGUUGGUUCACAGGACGGAAGUGUGCCGAACGGGACGCACGACGACGAAGAUAUGCGCAAACUCCUUCUGGAGCAUCAAGAGAGCGUGAACGCAAUGAAACAAAAGUACGAUGAGCUUCAGGCCGAACACGAGGACACCUUGAGCUUGAUUGAGUCGCUCAAGGCCGAGUUGCAGAGAUCUAGGUCUUCGUCGCCGCCGGCAACUCCUGGCUUCAAUGUCAUCCGUAGGAAGACCAGCCAGAGCAUCAUGUCAAACCUUGAUCGCGCUCACCGAUCUUUGAAUGGAAUGCGUACUAUUGCUGCUGAGGAAUUUGCAUCCCGCCCAGAUACUAUGCAGAACUUUGAACUUCAUCUCGAGGGAGCGAUGCAUGAACUCCAUGUGCGUAUGGAGCGGAUUCAGCAACUUGAGGCAGAGAACCAAAGUGUGAAGAAGGAGAUGGAGAUGAAGUCCACCAUCAUCUCUGGACUCACCCGCGAGCGAUCUAGUCUGCAAGGAGCUUCCCCUGUUGACCGUGGUCUCGUGAAUCAAUUGCGUGACCAGGUUGUUCAGCAGGAGAACACCCUCAUGCAGAUGAAGGAAGCCCAUGAUCAGAGGGAGAAGGCUCUCAUCCAGGAAAUAGAAGAGCUCAAGGCAAUUCUGAAGACCCAGGAGGAAGCUGCCAAGGCCCAGGAUGCCCAUGUGGAGGAGCAGGAGAAGAAAAUUACUGAUCUUGAGGGUGAGCUGACGGAGUGGAAGAGUAAGCACCAGACCGCUAUUGAGUCUUUACAAUCCUCCGAGAACCAGCUCAAGUCUACCCUGGAGGAACUGAACAGUGCACUUGCCACAAUUGACUCUAUGGGCUCAGCCAAUCCUGCCCGUGACGCCACGGAUAAGGAGGCGGCUGCCACCGAGCUGGAGAGUGAGCGUGCCCGACAAAAACAGGUUGUCGAUGAAUUGACCCGAAAAAUUGAAGAGCACGAAAGCACGGCUGCCACCUAUCUUGAGAAGAUCGCGUCCCUUGAGAAGCUGCACGACGCCCAGAAGCAGGCAUCUGACUCUGCAUCCACGUCAGCCGAGGUUGAAUCGCGCCAGGCUCGUAUUGCGGAAUUAGAGCAGGAGAUUAACAGUCACAGGAGUCUUGUUGAGUCGUACAAGAAGGACUUGGAAUCUUUGCAGGAGUCUCACAAACGAGAGUUGGAGGAGCUGGAAUCACGGGCAAAGGCUGCAGCUGACGCUGAGCAUGAGUUGCGCCUGGCGGAGCAGAAUAAACAGCACGAAGAGGCCAUGAAGGCUCUGCGUUCUGAGGUCUCAGAAUCACGAGACGAGUUGGUUAAGCUGCUCGGCAUGGUUUCCAACCUAAUCAAGUCAGAUGUCACCGCAGACAACCUCGCGGACCAGAUACAAGACAUCCUAAUGCAAAAGCAGCACUUUUCUGACAAGUACGCCGAGCUGAUGGACACGAAUGAGGAUCUUCGCAAGCAGAUUGAAGCAAGGCAAAACGAUGACAGCCGUGUGGAAGAGCUCAACAAGGCUAUUUCCGUCAAGGAUGGCAAGGUCAACGAGCUUGCUCUGCUUGUCGCUACCUUGGAGGACACGCUUCUGCAGCGCGAUGAGCAGAUCAAGAAGAAAGACGCCCUCGUUGCCGAAGCCAUAGCUGAGAAGCAAAAAAGCGCGCGCCUCGUGGAGGAACUCGAGGACCAGAUCACAAACAGCUUCGACCAACACAACAACCGCCUCUCAGUUAUCCAACAGGAGCGCGACCAGGCUUUAGAAGACGCCAAGGUCAAGAUCGCAAACUACGAGAAAGACAUCGAGACCUAUCGUAUGCGCAUUGAACAGCUUGAACUUCAAAUCAAGAACCAAGACCCUUCGCACGACCGUAGUAGCUCUCUUACGUCCAACCUCCGUAAGAGCUCUUCAGCUGCUUCCCUUCCCUCCCCCCCGCCCGCUAUUCCUCUUCCACCUCUUCCCACCAUCGCCGCCGGAGCAAACGGUGCUUCCUCUCCCCCCAGCUCUCGUCACACUAGCAAAGAGCUUGUGGGCAGCCACGUUGUCGAGGAACAGGAGGCACGUAUCCGUACUAUCGAGAAGCAUCUCAACGCUGAGAAGCAGCUUACCGCCACGUUGGAGGAGGCGCUGGGCGAUCUAGAAGCCCAAAGUAACAAGGUCAAAUCCGACUGCGAGGCUUGGAAAAAGAAGGCUUGGCAGCUGGAGGAGGAGCUGGCUACGCUACGUAAGGAGCGCAACUCCCAGCGCCUUUCUUUGCAAGCUGUCGAGGAGGAGAGGAACGCCCGCCGCGAGGCCGAAGCAGCCCGCGCCCAGCUCGAAGAGCGCAUGGCUGCUCUUAACAAGAAAAAGAAGAAGAGCACCCUUAAUUGCUUCUAG
Molecule: messenger RNA, 5103 nt
Organism: Aspergillus nidulans FGSC A4
Lineage: Eukaryota; Fungi; Ascomycota; Eurotiomycetes; Eurotiales; Aspergillaceae
Product: kinesin family protein
Exons: 4
Coding region: 1-5103 (1700 amino acids)
Biological process (GO): microtubule-based movement
Cellular component (GO): cytoplasm
Molecular function (GO): ATP binding; microtubule motor activity; microtubule binding
Source: RefSeq, a predicted model, not a curated record